Sceloporus undulatus (fence lizard) is the source of this 2531-nucleotide messenger RNA. It is a transcript of the gene FGF10, whose product is annotated as fibroblast growth factor 10. The transcript is spliced from 4 exons. The record is from RefSeq and is a predicted model, not a curated record. Gene Ontology annotation, cellular component: cytoplasm. Lineage: Eukaryota; Metazoa; Chordata; Lepidosauria; Squamata; Phrynosomatidae. Bases 1231 to 2004 code for a protein of 257 amino acids. Gene Ontology annotation, molecular function: type 2 fibroblast growth factor receptor binding; chemoattractant activity; growth factor activity. Gene Ontology annotation, biological process: animal organ morphogenesis; positive regulation of canonical Wnt signaling pathway; fibroblast growth factor receptor signaling pathway.
AGGAGGGAGAGGGGCUCCCUGGAGGGGAUUGGCUGAGGGAAAUGAGUAAAGCAUGAGUAUCCUGCAAGCCAUGCUGGUGGCCAGGAGGAAGAGGAGGAGGAGGGCCUGAGGAGCAAUUAGCUGAAGGCUGCUGCUGCUGCUGCUGCUCCAAGGAGAGGGAGCAGGGAGGGGAAGGAGAGGGAGAGGGAGAUUGAUAUAGUUGAGGAAAGGGCCGGUCCUCUUCCCCGGCGAAGUCUCUCCUCUCCUUCCCAGCAGCAGGCAGGCUUCCCGGGGCGAAGGGGUUUCAGAUGUCCCAGCGCCGCUGCUUGAGCCCCUGCCAAUAAAACUUGACCAGCAGAAGGCAACCAACCAACCCUCUGCAGUUCGCCGCCAGACAGCCUUGCGGAGGGCGGCUUCCAACCUGUUGGCAACCCUGAGGAGAAAGAGAGGGAGAGAGAGAGAGAGGAGGGAAAGAAAGAACGAAAGAAAGAACGAAAGAAAGAAAGAGAGGGGUGGUUGGAGUUUUUUCUUCUUUCUUUCCUUUCCCCCUUUCCCUUCCUCUUGACCCCUUCACACCCCGACCUGAGGGAGGACCAAGAGAGCCCAGCCCGCUUCUUCUUCUGCUGCUGCUGCUGCUGCUGCUUCUGGGACUGAAGAGAACGGCGUCGCCGAGGGAGAAGGAGAAGGACGCCUCCUUCUUUGUUUGUUUGUUUGUUUGUUAAGAUGGUGCCGACGACCCUGAGGAGGAAAAGGGAGAAAUAGAAACCCGCCAAAACAAUAUAUAUAUACACAUAUAUCUAAAAGACCACCGAGAAAGAAGAGAGAAGGUGUGUCUGAGCGAGAGAGACUGAGAGGGCAAUUGGGAGUCGGAGGCAAGUGUGAGGCAAGUGUUGGAGUUUUUCCCUCCCUCAGAGAGAGAGGGAGACUCCUGCCUUGGGAGGACUUCCUCGAAGGGAAAGCCGAAGAAGCCGCUGGAAAAGGCAGGAGCCCGCCUGAAGCGUUGGGAAGGCAGCCGGGGCUUUCUGGAGCGCUUGGCCCCCUGAGGCAUGGAUGUCGGAGCCCUCCCUUCCAGCCAGAAAGAAGCAAGAGAAGCAGCCUCUUCCUCCUCCUCCUCCUCCUCUUCUUCUUCCUCAGCAGUUCCCCGGGCUUUGAGCAGAGGCGCCCCGGGCCGUCCUUGCCUCGCCCCGGGCUGCCCCCUUCCAUUAUGUUCCUUUUCAUGAGGCAUCUCCCAGCGCCCAGAGCUUCAGUACAAUGUGCAAAUGGAGACUGAUACAGGGUGCCUCCGCCUUUGCCCACCUGCCUUCCUCCUCCUCCUCCUCCUCUUCUCCCCGCGGAGGCUGCCUCCUCCUCCUCUGCCUGGCGGCGAUGGUGAUGAUGAUGAUGAUGCCGUGGCCUUCCUCUGCCUUGGCGGUGCCUUGCCCUGAGCGCCGCGGGGCAGAGAUGCGGCUCCUCCGGGGCGCCAACGCUUCUUCUUCUGCUGCUGCUGCUGCUUCUUCAGCAUCCUCUUCCUCCUCGUCUUCGUCUCCUUCCUCGGCUGCUGUUGCUGCUGCUGCUGCUGCCAGCGCCGGGAGGCACGUGCGGAGCUACGAGCACCUCCGGGGAGACGUCCGCUGGAGGAAGCUCUACUGCUUCAACAAGUAUUUCCUCCGGAUCGAGAAGAACGGCAACGUCAGCGGCACCAAGAAGGACAACUGCCCUUACAGCAUAUUGGCAAUAACAUCUGUGGAAAUUGGAGUUGUGGCAGUGAAAUCCAUUAACAGCAAUUAUUAUCUAGCCAUGAACAAGAAUGGAAAGGUCUAUGGAUCUAAGGAGUUUAACAAUGACUGUAAACUAAAGGAGAGGAUAGAAGAAAAUGGAUACAAUACGUAUGCAUCGUUCUUUUGGAAACAUAAUGGAAGACAAAUGUUUGUGGCCUUGAACGGAAGAGGAGCCACAAGAAAAGGACAGAAAACCAGGAGGAAAAACACUACUGCUCAUUUUCUCCCAAUGGUAGUCGAGCCACAGAUGAAGGACCUGUUCUAUUGAUAGCAGUUGAACCAAAGAUCAUUUGUCAGGAAUACUUGGUAAUCCUCUUGAAGAGGAAAGGCAGAAACAGUGCAGACGUCUGCUUGAUUGAAAAGAGGAGGGAAGCCUUUGAAGGUUUUGUACUCUCUGCAGGCACAUGAAGUACUUCUAAUUAGUUCUGUGUCAUAUCUUAUAAUCAAGACACAAGCUGGAUCAAAUGGGAUGGGAGCUCUUUCCAGUGUGAACAAAUUAUUAUUAUUAUUUUUUAUCUUGCCGAUAGAAUUUAAAGGACAUGAGACAAUGUAUUGAAUGAUGUUCGGGGAAAGUUAUUUAUGGAAUACUAACUCAUAUCAAAGACCUUCAUUGCUCAUUCAAGCCUGAUGAUCCAAUGAACAGUUAGGCACGCAAGCAUUUACUGGAAGCACAUGGAUCAUAUGCAGAAAUAAAGAAGAUUCUGAGAUGGUCUUGUGGAAGAAAUGAAUAGGAUUAAGAAAUAUAAGCACAUUAGAGUAAAAUUGUUCUAACAAAAUAAAUAGUAUGUUCCCCUC